AUGAAGAGUAACAAAAAGGAAAGGACUGAAGCGGAAAUCGGACGUCUGACGGCAAACUGCGAAACCCCUUCCGUUGAAGGUAACUGGAAUGUUGCCGCGGCUCUCUGGAACGAGGCAGAGGAUCUUGGGUCAAAGGAUAUGACCAAGCGCGGGUUUCGACCCUUUCUUUCUACUGCCCAGUUUUAUUCCUUUUUGAUGUUACGGGAGUGGUUGCACAGCGAGUAUGAGAUAGAGGGGACGGUGCAAGAAAUUUACCACUGGCUCUACAUUGAUGGACCUGGAAUCGUCGCCUUUGAAGGUCAAAGUGCUCGGGACUCGCACCUGGCAAGUGAAGAAGUCAGACAUCGAACACUAUAUCAGAAACUCAUGGCGGAUUUGGUUCCGAGAAGAAUUUUCUUCUGCUCACUGGGUCGCAGCGGUAGAGAAUUCGAAACAAGUCUUCAGAGAGAUGCUCUUUCACAGCCUGGACGAGACCCGGCGACUAGCGUGGCGGGCGAGAACGGCGCAGCGCACUUCGUGGAAGUUCACAUCUCUCAGUUGGAACCAAGGAUUGGACAAUUACGACGAAUGCUCCGUUCUCGAGAAUCCAACUCCAAGAAUGGAUUAUUGUCCGUGGCUGAAAGCGUGACACAUCUCGCUCGGGAUUUCCAAGGUAUCUCUGGCACAUCGAGUCGAACAAACCGUGGGCCGGAAAGUAUAUCCGUCCCCGGCAUCGCGUGGCAGCUGCCGCUCAAUUACAGGUUCGAUGUGGCUGGUCUCCUAGACGUUUUUCUUGGCUUAAAGGGUCGAUUUUCAACUGCCUACAUCUGGUUCGAUCUGUUUUGCAUCCCGCAACAAGCCGACGAUCGGGCAUUUGCUUCGAUAAUAUCAGAAGAGAUCGCUAAACAAGCUGUCAUUUUCCAAGACGCCACCGCAUGCCUUGCGUGGCUGAACUACAUCGACGACCGGAUCGGGGAAUAUUCCACGCUUGGAUGGCUUAGUGCUCAGUAUGCAGUCUUGAGCAGUCAGCCCGGUAUGUGUGAGGCAAAAAGUCUUAUGAAAGCUGCUAAACGCGGCCGCAACCUACCGCUGCAGCUAACAAGACUUUCGGCACCAACUUUUAGAUACCCUCCAUGGAAGCGGAGGCUGAUCGAAGCUAUGGAGAGACUCCACGGCUGGUGGAUGAAUAGAAGAGGAUAUAUUGUUUCCUAUUAUCAUUUCGAACCCUCUGACUGGUUUUCCGGAGUUUGGACGCUACUGGAGGCUUAUCUUCGUCCUAACAUGGCCUUUGCAAACAAAGAUUGGAAUAUUCUUUGCGACGCGGGCGGCGAAACAAUGUCAUUGGAAGAACUUUUUGCUUUCAACGACAUUGUCUGGGAUAUGCGAUCACAUGAUACCCAGAUUCUAGGCUCAUUUCUCAUCAAGGGCCAUGGAGUCGAAGACUCUCCGAUCCACCCCUUCAUGAGAAUCCAUGUUAGAGACAGCCUUGAAAAUGAGUGUCCUCUGAACCGCGCCAACUGA
Messenger RNA from Cladophialophora psammophila CBS 110553, 1500 nucleotides. RefSeq lists its product as uncharacterized. Bases 1 to 1500 code for a protein of 499 amino acids. Lineage: Eukaryota; Fungi; Ascomycota; Eurotiomycetes; Chaetothyriales; Herpotrichiellaceae. The transcript is spliced from 2 exons. The record is from RefSeq and is a predicted model, not a curated record.